AUGGUCAACUCAUCAGAGCACGGAUUGGCUCGUGUCAUCCAUCACAAGGACUAUUAUAUACGCGGUGGUGAUAUGACCGUACUGGUCGAGAAUCAUCUCUAUCGGAUACACAGUCACUUCUUCGAACGCGAAUCGCUGUUCUUCCGCCAGAAGUUCCAGUCAUCUGAAGGCGAAGAACGCGGCUCAUCAGACAACAAUGCCUAUACCUUGGACGACGUCAAGAGCGAAGACUUUGCACGUUUCCUCUGGGUCUUCUACAACCCAAAAUACUCGCUCUAUGAGGCUCCUCUCGAGACUUGGCUGAGUAUCCUACACCUCGCCAACCGGUGGAGUUUCUGCAAUGUCAAGGAGCUCACCGUACGUGAACUCGAGAAAAUUCCAAUAGAACCCGUCGACAAGAUCGCAAUCUAUCACGAGUACAGUAUCAACAAGCUCUUCCUCAUCCCAGCGUACAUCGCGGUCUGCAAGAGGGAUAAACCUUUGUCAUUUAGUGAGGGCAUAAAGCUUGGGAUGGAGACCGUUCUCCGUGUCGCAGACGCUCGUGAGCGGGCUCGCCAGCGGGCUGCCGAGAGCGGUAUUCGCUCGCCUGCAUAUGAUGAUUUCGAAGACAGUGAUAUGGAAUCCAUGGUCAAGGAGGUUUUCGGAAUAACGUCGCGACCAACAUCGCCGAUUCCGCAGACCAGUAGUUCAUCUACCUACACCAAUGGUUCGAGCAUCACAGGCAGCACGAAAGUCAACGGGUCGACGACAACCAAGGCCAGUGGUGGUUCCUCAGUCCGUACCAACGGUUCAUCAAUUCCCGACCCGACUGUUCGUUCCUCCGUCGACACCACACACUCGUUCAGCACUGCCAGGGAAUCGCUAUUCACUUCUUCGGCUUCUUCGACAAAUACACCUGUUUCUUCGUCGCAACCGAAGCCAGCUACCUCGGUACCUGAGAGCAAGCCCGCGCCGCCGGAGAAAACCAAAGUGACUGAGCAGACGAACACCUCUUCCACUGCAUCUCCCUCCACCGAUCCAUUCCAGGCUGGCUCCUUCAAAGCAAAUGGAACGGGUGAGCCUUCAUCAGUGGCGAGUCCUGUACUUAUCUUUUUCUGA
Suillus subaureus is the source of this 1098-nucleotide messenger RNA. RefSeq lists its product as uncharacterized. The transcript has 3 exons. The record is from RefSeq and is a predicted model, not a curated record. Bases 1 to 1098 code for a protein of 365 amino acids. Gene Ontology annotation, molecular function: protein binding. Lineage: Eukaryota; Fungi; Basidiomycota; Agaricomycetes; Boletales; Suillaceae.